GAUUGGCUUUUUUGAAAUUGAUCAUUUCUGACGCAACAAAUGGAUCAGAUAAAUAUGACAGAUUAUUACAAUGGUUGGGAAGAUGAUAAUACAACUUAUGAAAUGAAUAUGUGGCUAAUUGAUAAUUAUUCAACAAUACACGAUAAUUCAACAUGGCAUACACCAUCAACACAAGCAACAACAUCAGAUUCUGCAGUUGUGACAAUACUGUUGAUCAUUGCAUUAUUGUCUCUUAUCAUUGCCAUUUGUUGUGUAUUGUCCAUCUAUAUUGAUCUUAAACCUAAGGCGACGAAUCUGGAACAUCCAACAGCAACACCGAAAUCAGAAACUUCAUUUUCACAACGAAAACGUCGUUGUCCUGCACCAGAAGAAAUGGUGGAUGGAUAUGAUAUGGAAGCUCCAAGUGAUCCAAGUCAGGUGUUUAAAUCUCGAAAGAAAAGUUAUGAAAAAUUUCAACAUGAAUUUGAAAUGGAUCGAACAAAAUUAUUAGAAAAAAUGGGCGAUGGAACAAUUUUGAUGAAACAAUAAGAAAACUAUUGGGGGGUGGUGGUGGUUCUACCAUGCAAAAUAAACAAAAACCGAAAAAAAUAUAUGAGAAUAAAAUUCUAUUUUUCAAAAAUGAGCGCCAUUUUCUGUAUAAUU
Dermatophagoides farinae (American house dust mite) is the source of this 642-nucleotide messenger RNA. RefSeq lists its product as uncharacterized. Lineage: Eukaryota; Metazoa; Arthropoda; Arachnida; Sarcoptiformes; Pyroglyphidae. The record is from RefSeq and is a predicted model, not a curated record.